Rotaria socialis is the source of this 765-nucleotide messenger RNA. The record is from the annotation of a GenBank genome assembly. NCBI's taxonomy places the organism in Eukaryota, Metazoa, Rotifera, Eurotatoria, Philodinida, Philodinidae.
AUGCAAUGGAAGAACGGUAAUACAACGAAUGGACUAGUUGUUCCUGGUGGUAACGACGAAGGAAAUGGAUUACAUCAAUUGAAUCUUCCAACACAUGUAUUUAUUGACAAAGAGACGGAUAGUUUCAUUAUUUGUGAUCGAGAGAAUAAACGAGUUGUACAAUGGUCUCGUCGUGGUGGUACAAUACAAGGUGAAAUACUCAUCGACAACAUCCAAUGUUAUGGAUUAGCAAUGGAUGAACAGAGAUAUCUCUACGUUUCUGACUACGAAAAACAUGAAGUAAGACGAUAUCAAUUGGGUGAUAAGAAUGGUACUCUCGUAGCUGGUGGAAAUAAGAAAGGUGAUGGUCUCAAUCAGCUCAACUGGCCGGCAUAUCUCUUUGUCGAUCGACAACAGAAUGUCUACAUAUCAGACAGCUACAAUCAUCGUGUAAUGAAAUGGAAUAAAGGUGCAACAGAAGGUAUUGUGAUUGCUGGAGAAAAAGGCAAAGGGAAUUCUCUGACACAAUUAUCUCAUCCUCAAGGAAUCUUCGUUGAUACGUUGGGUACACUCUAUGUAGCAGACUCGCGGAAUUGUCGUGUGAUGCGUUGGACUCUAGGAGACAAGAAACAAUGCACUGUAGUUGUGGGUGGAAAUGACUAUGGAGCAGGAGCAAAUCAGUUCAGCAACCCCGUUGGUUUGUCUUUCGAUCGACAUGGUAAUCUCUAUGUCGCCGAUACGAAUAACCAUCGUGUUCAACGAUUUUCUAUCGAAAAAGACUUGUGA